AGGGAAGGGGAAUAGGAAAGAAAGGCUAAACCUGCACCAAAGCGCUGUGUGCGGUGGAGAACGUGGUAAGGAAGUGUGUGCAUGCCUCUGAACUCUGAGUGGUUGUCAGCUCUGUAACCUUCGCCUCCCACUGGGUGGAGUAGGGCCUUUAAGAGCAGCUGGAAUGCAGUUACCCUGAUCAGCUUAGCCAGUUGUUGCCUGUCUGAACCUCUGCCAGUCUGGAGAGCAGUGCUCAGACCUUAAACCUCAGUGCUCAGCGGGCCUCUUUGUACACCCUCGCUGCCAACCUUCUCGCCCCAGAAAGAAGAGCUCCCGGCAGGAGAGAUUGUUCCCACCUGUCCAACCAUGGGAGAGGAUGCUGCACAAGCAGAAAAGUUCCAGCACCCGAGUUCUGACAUGCUCCAGGAAAAGCCACCAAGCCCCAGCCCGAUUCCCUCCUCCACGCCAAGUCCCAGUCUGAACCUGGGGUGCACAGAGGAGGCCAUCCGGGACAACUCGAAGGUAAAUGCCGUCACGGUGCACACGCUCCUAGACAAGCUGGUGAACAUGCUGGACGCUGUGCAGGAGAAUCAGCACAAGAUGGAACAGCGGCAGAUCAGCCUGGAGGGCUCCGUGAAGGGCAUCCAGAACGACCUCACCAAGCUCUCCAAAUACCAGGCCUCCACCAGCAACUCCGUGAGCAAGUUGCUGGAGAAAUCUCGAAAGGUCAGCGCCCACACUCGCGCUGUCAAGGAGCGCAUGGAGAAACAAUGCGCGCAGGUGAAGCGACUGGAGAAUAACCACGCUCAACUCCUCAGACGCAACCAUUUCAAAGUACUCAUCUUCCAGGAAGAAAAUGAGAUCCCUGCCAAUGUGUUUGUGAAAGAGCCAGUUCCCAGCCCAGUGGAAGGGAAGGAGGAGCUCGCUGAUGAGAACAAGUCCCUGGAGGAAACCUUGCACACGGUGGAUCUCUCCUCAGAUGAUGAAUUAGCCCACGAGGAGGAGGCCCUGGAAGACAGUACAGAGGAAAAGAUGGAAGAAAGUAGGGCAGGGAAAAUAAAAAGAUCCAGCCUCAGGAAAGUAGAUAGCCUCAAGAAAGCAUUUUCCCGCCAGAACAUUGAGAAAAAGAUGAACAAGCUGGGGACAAAGAUCGUAUCUGUAGAGAGGAGAGAGAAGAUUAAGAAAUCUCUCACAUCCAAUCACCAGAAAACAUCCUCAGGGAAAAGUUCCCCCUUCAAGGUUUCUCCUCUCACUUUUGGUCGAAAGAAAGUCCGAGAGGGAGAAAGCCCAGCAGAGAAUGAGAGCAAGUCUGAAGACAUGCCAAGCAGUGAGCAGAUGCCAAAUGACCACGAGGAGAGCUCCUUUGCAGAGGGUCUUUCUGAAGCAUCACUCCCCAGCUCUCUCCUGGAAGGGAAGAACACAGAAGGGGAUGCCUUGAGAGAGAACAGCUCUGGGAUGGACAGCAAUAUCGACUUGACAAUCGUGGAAGAUGAAGAGGAGGAGUCGGUGGCCCUAGAACAGGCACAGAAGGUGCACUAUGAGAGUGGCUACAUGCUAACCUCUGAGGUGAUCGAGCAGUCAGAUGAGGAACCCGUGCAGCCAGCUGUGCUCCAGGUGAACCAGACGGCCUGAACCUGGAGUGAAGGGCCCCCAGCCUGUGCCCCAGUUAAGUGGGCAACCAGGGCCUAGAAAUCAGCUCUUCCACAUCUCCAGCACUGUCUACUCACUAAUGUCACCAUCCAGGGAAUACCCUUUGGCCCCAUAGUGGCAACAUACAUACUGAGGCCAAUAAAGCAACCUGUCAGGCGAUCCACUCAAUUGGCUCUUAGGUUCUACUAUAGAAUUUCUCCAAGAUUGUCAGGAAGAAGAAAUGGAGCAGUUGAAAAACACUGAUCCAUUUCACCUAGACAGGAAAACCAGAGGACAUUAAAAUACUAGUCAUGAAAUAUGAUUCAUUUUUUGGUCAUUCCAUCAGCUUGCUGAAUAGUGUGCCAUUAGUAAUACAGUGAAUUUCUGCAAUACUCUGUGAAUCUAAUUAUUAUUCUUUAAGUGGGUGAUACACAAUAUACUUAAGUGUGUAAGCUAAAACCAGCUAUAUUUUAAGAAGUAAAUAUUUACUAAAAGUAGAAGGGAAUGUUCAGGCGGUUUUUCAGUUAAUAGAACCCAUUGUCUAUCGGAAAUGAAGGAAAGUUGAAAGAGAAUGAUAGCUAAUAACAUUAAGUGUGGAGUAAACUCAAGGCUAUUAGAAAAGAAACUAAGAGGGAGAAGUAGAGAAAUAAGAAAUGGAAAGCAAAAAAUGCCAAAGAGAAAUGAAGAUAAAGAGAAAAAAGUAUGUGCGUAAAAGUGAAACUUUACAAUAUUAAGCUAAUUAUUUCACUCUUAAAUAACAAUACUAAAAAAGUUUGUAUAUCCUGAAAUAAAAUUUUAUAACUUCACAAUAUUUUAUUUUCUACAUUUUCAAAUACUACAACAAACAUCUUAUUGUGUUAAAGCUGCAUUGUUUUCUUAAUAAACAAAAGGAAUUACAAAUACUUCUCUAAAGAAGUUCAAUAGGAUUUUGUCUCUUUAACAUUGUAAUGAGUGUAAAUCUUCAAAAAGUUAACAAUGUAUUGUCUUUUGUAGGAAGUUGGAUAAUACUAUUCUUUAAUGUUUUCUAAAUUUGAAAUAACCUGUACACUUCAAUAAUGUGAUAUUAGUUUUUAAGCUGUUAAAUCUACAGGUUGAGAAGGGAAGGAUGUUAUAUUUCCUUUUUUGUACAUAAUGGUAAUUUCAUUCCAGGUCAUAUUUUAUUUAUACAUUAUUUCACAGAAUAUUAAUAUUUCUUAACUUCUUAAAGCAUGUUACUGUUUUAUAUAUGUGUACACAUUCACUCAGACAGGGUAAUGUUUACUGUCGCCUAACAUUAUCUAACAUAUUGCUUUAUCUAUUUUAAUUACAAAAUGCUAAUGUUUGUUAAGUUAUAGUUUAAAGAUAGUGGAUCCAAGGAGCAAAUUUUCUAUCUUUAGUAUGUACCACUAUAAAUAAUCUAACAAUAGAGGUAAUCCAAGACAACAAUAACAAACUAUGCUUUGUCUUUAAUAAAAGGGAUAGGAUUAGCAAAAUGUAUUGCUGGUAUGACCCAUUCAGCUAUGUCUUUAUGUUGCAAUAAUGUAACCCCAAAUAUUGGAUUUGUGAACUAACAUGGCUGUGUUAAAGAAGAUUAAAUAAACCAAAAAAUAAAAGGUAUAUAACAAUGUCACUUUUUGGCAGAACAAUUUUACAACAGCAGAAAGAAUGAUUUUUAAACUCUCCUGCAAAUGUUGCAGUAAUGUUGAUUGUUUCAGUCUUGAUUUCCCUAUUAACUCUGCUUUCUUUUUUCCCUGAUCUCAUUUAGAAAUCCAACUCUCAUUCUUCAAGUUAACUUUCUUGACAUUACUUGCCAGCUCUGAAUAGCAUCUGAAUUUACUGAAGCAGCUUGAUGAAUUUGAUAGUUCCAUCUGCAUUAUUGUUGUAUUGUAUCCAGACCUUUUAAUACCUUGAAUAGUUCUACAAACAUGAAUUUAUCGAACUAUGGGUUCAGUUUAUUCACUCAGAUAAACCUUUGUCUUCUGUAGAGUCAUAGACUGAGCAGAAGACUGAAUUUCUUGCAGGGCCCAAAGCAUGCCUGUUUAACCUUUUAAGAUCUACUGUCGCUUCUUACAGCCAAAGGGUUGGAGGAUCCAGAGCUAGCAUAAUGUUUACAUCUCCUUUACAAAAUGUUUUUAUCCAUUUGUUCCUAUAACAUAGCUGUUGUCAC
Sciurus carolinensis (gray squirrel) is the source of this 3754-nucleotide messenger RNA. It is a transcript of the gene Cavin2, whose product is annotated as caveolae associated protein 2. The record is from RefSeq and is a predicted model, not a curated record. NCBI's taxonomy places the organism in Eukaryota, Metazoa, Chordata, Mammalia, Rodentia, Sciuridae. Gene Ontology annotation, molecular function: protein kinase C binding. Gene Ontology annotation, cellular component: caveola; cytoplasm.